GGGGUGGUGAAGAUAGAGAUCGGGGCGAAGAAUUUAGGAGCGACGACUGUAGGGACUGAGGAGCUUUAGAAGGCCAGGCGGUGUUGAAGUCUCGGUUUCCGACCUUGGAAACCUUAAACUACAAGUUCCAGGAUUCCGUGCAGCUAAGUAAAACUUUCUUCCUGUCGGCCACGGCAAGGGGCGAGUACUGUAGAUCCCGGCAUGCCCCGGGGCAGGGCGUACAGAGGUUGGGUGGCUAUGAUGAUGAUGGUUACCAUGGAGUUUCGCUAAGUGUGCCGCCGUCUACGGAAAGGCAAAGGCGGAAGAAAACGGAGCUGGCCGAAACUAGCAGCCCAGGGCCCCAUGCUUCUCCUACACCCCCCACAAUGGCUGAAAUAUGACUGACAACUGGGAUUAUGUGAAGACUUUGGCACAGGAGCCACCCCUCGACUUCUCCUUCAAAAAUAUAAACUUCAUCCAAGACUUGAUAAGUGAGGAGCCCAGGAUUGGGCUCCGGCCAGUGAAGCAUUCUAAGCAGGGUAAGUCACUGACCCAGGCCGUGCGCAUUAACAACAAUGUGCUUAAUGACCUCGCGGACUUCAGUCAGACUAUGUCGCAGCUGCUGGAGCAUCCCCAGAACCUGGCUUGGAUCGACCUAUCCUUCAACGACCUGCCCAACAUCGACCCCGUGCUGACCACUUUCUUCAACUUAAGUGUCCUUUAUCUCCAUGGCAACUGCAUCCUUCACCUGACAGAAGUGGAUAAGCUGUCAAGUCUUGCCAAGCUACGGAGCUUGACCCUCCACGGGAACCCGAUAGAGGAGGAGAAAGGGUACAGGCAAUAUGUGUUGUCCAUCCUACCCCGAAUUACUACCUUUGACUUCAGUGGUGUCACCAAGCAAGACCGGAUCACAGCCACUGUUUGGAGACGAAUGAAUGUCAAGCCCAAGAAGGUCCGAUUUAAACGGGAUAAUUUUUGCCUCCCCCAGAACCCCUCAGCGACUCCCGGCGUGCCCCCACUGUGGUCGCACCUGGUCCGAGUCCUCGUUGUCACUGCUAUAGCAGCACCCCAUGGCCGGGGCCGGCUCCGGGAGCUCAGAUCUAGAGGAUCGGCGUCCAACAGGAGCUCUUUCUCGUCACAUGACCCGCGACCGCGGCCCUCAGGCUCCCACCGGCCGCGCUGCAGCCACCGCAGCAGGCAAAAUCGGCAGCCUGGGGAUUCUCCAUUCCUGUCCUAUUCCCUGUGCCAGGCUGUGCCUCCAGAUCAGAGGAACUCUGAGGUCCUAUUAUUCUGUGGCUCUAGUUCCCAGGAGUACCCAUAUCUCUCCUAUCCUUUCCCUCCUGCAGGACCCUGGGGGAACAAGAACAUGUCUCCUGCCAUUGCACUGGCCUUCCUGCCACUGGUAGUGACCCUGCUGGCCCGAUACCGCCACUACUUCCGGCUAUUGGUCCGGGCUGUGUUACUUCGGGGGAUUCGUGACUGCUUGACGGGGCUAAGGCCUGAGGAGCGUGCCUUCAGCUAUGUGCUGACCAAUGCCCUGCCUGGAGACUCUGGCCACAUCCUUGCCACCUUUGAUCAUUGGAGCAGCCGCUGCGAGUACCUGGCCCACCUGGGGCCUCUCAAAGGUCAGAUCCUGACCCGCUUAGUAACACAACAGGCUCCAGAGUUCGUGCUAGAGCUUGGUACUCGCUGUGGCUACGCUACCUUGCUCAUUGCUCAGAACCUGCCUCCAGGCAGCCGGGUCUUUACUAUUGAAAUGGACCCUCGGACAGCGACUGUGGCGGAAAAAGUCAUCCGGCUGGCAGGCUUUGAUGAGUGCAAGGUGGAGCUGAUUGUGGGGCGCUCUGAGGAGGUGAUCCCCCGCCUAAAGGCCCAAUACAGACUACCUCAGGCUGGACUGGUGCUACUGGGGCACCGCCCUCGCUGCUACCUGCGAGACCUGCAACUUCUGGAAUCUCAUGCUCUGCUGCCUACUGGUGCCACUGUGCUGGCAGAUCAUGUACUCUUCCCUGGGGCACCACGCUUCCUGCAGUACGCCAAGGCCUGUGGGCGAUACCACUGUCGCCUCCACCACACUGGACUCCAGUACUUCCCUGCCAUCCGUGAUGGUCUGGCCCAACUCACUUACUUGGGGCCAGGUUGAGGAAGGUCCAUCUUCUUAGGAUCAUAGGAUGUAAAGCUGGAAAGGCCCCCUACAGACCAUAUAGUUAAAACUCUCAUUUACACGCCACAGUCAUACAUGUAAUAAGUAGCAGACUGGGAUCUGUACCCAUUUUCAGACUCCAAAUCCAGCCUGCUGCCUACUCUAGAAUGCUACCUUCUGCCACACAGGAUAGUAGAAAGAGCAUCGUUUCCCACAGGAGACUCUGGGAGAGAGACUGAGGGCCAUUGGUAGCAGUUGAUAAGGUUCUCUCCCCAUUCUCUCUGCUUC
This is a messenger RNA of Trichosurus vulpecula (common brushtail), 2410 nucleotides long. RefSeq lists its product as uncharacterized. Gene Ontology annotation, molecular function: catechol O-methyltransferase activity; protein binding. Gene Ontology annotation, biological process: dopamine metabolic process; catecholamine catabolic process; developmental process. NCBI's taxonomy places the organism in Eukaryota, Metazoa, Chordata, Mammalia, Diprotodontia, Phalangeridae. The record is from RefSeq and is a predicted model, not a curated record.